Camelina sativa (false flax) is the source of this 1133-nucleotide messenger RNA. The record is from RefSeq and is a predicted model, not a curated record. NCBI's taxonomy places the organism in Eukaryota, Viridiplantae, Streptophyta, Magnoliopsida, Brassicales, Brassicaceae.
ACUUUAUUAUAAAUAUACGUAGAAUUGUUUUCUUCACAAGCUUAUCUUAAGAGCCCAAAGACAAAGAGAAAGAGAGAGAGAUAGUAACCAAGCAUGAAGAGUUUGUUGAUUUGUGUAGUGUUGUUAGAGCUUGUCUGGUUUGGCAAUGGCCAAUCUGGAGAUGAUCAUCAUCCUCUUGCUCCAGCUUUCUUUGUCUUUGGAGAUUCCUUAGUUGAUAGUGGAAACAACAAUUACAUUCCAACUCUCGCACGAGCUAAUUAUUUCCCUUAUGGGAUUGAUUUUGGCUUCCCCACUGGUCGUUUCUGCAAUGGCCGUACAGUUGUUGAUUAUGGAGCAACGUACCUCGGCUUGCCAUUGGUGCCACCAUACUUAUCUCCUUUAUCCAUUGGGCAAAAUUCCUUAAGAGGAGUUAACUAUGCUUCUGCAGCAGCUGGGAUUUUAGAUGAAACAGGACAACAUUAUGGAGCAAGAACUACAUUUAAUGGACAGAUAUCGCAGUUUGAGAUUACAAUCGAGUUACAUCUUCGGCGUUUCUUUCAAAACCCUGCAGAUCUGAGAAAGUAUCUUGCCAAAUCGAUAAUUGGGAUCAAUAUAGGAAGCAAUGAUUAUAUCAACAACUACCUUAUGCCUGAGAGAUACUCCACCAGCCAAACCUACAAGACUAUAGAACUUAGGUGCAAGAAAAAUGGUGUUAGCUGGGUCAGGACCAUUAGGUUGCAUACCAAGUCAGCUAUCUAUGUUCUCCUUUCUGCAGGUCUUGUAGUAUCAAACGAAGCGUGCUGCCGUAACGGGAGAUAUGGAGGAGCCUUAACAUGCCUUCCGUUGCAGCAACCAUGCUUGGAUAGGCAACAAUACGUCUUUUGGGAUGCAUUUCAUCCAACAGAAACUGCCAACAAAAUCAUAGCUCACAAUACCUUUAGCAAGUCUGCAAACUACUCCUACCCUAUCAGUGUCUAUGAAUUGGCUAAACUGUAGAGAAAUGUGUCUCAAUGCUAGAUUACCUCCUCAUUUCAAGAUUUCCUCGGUUUUCUAGUUUCUAGUUAGAAGCCAUUAAGUAUGGGAUUUGUAUGUAACAAUUGCCCAAAUCUUUAAGAUCAUCUCUAUAUUCCGAUGUUACAAGUUAAACCUUUCUC